Thamnophis sirtalis is the source of this 2435-nucleotide messenger RNA. NCBI's taxonomy places the organism in Eukaryota, Metazoa, Chordata, Lepidosauria, Squamata, Natricidae. The record is from RefSeq and is a predicted model, not a curated record.
CUCAGAUUGGAUCCUCUAAAAAAAUACUCACAAGGCUUCCUCUGGAUGCUGUGCGUUCCUUUGAUCUUCUUUCUCUAUGAAAUCAUCUCCCUCUCCGUGUUUUUAUUUACAUUGGUGGGUUCCGAUUCCAGGUACACUUAUGGGAAACCUGUGCCUGGCCUGGUGAAACUGACCCUCUGCCGGCAUCCCCAACUAAUGCCUUACGAAUGUAAUAGUGGUAAAAGUUUGUGUAAAGAAUUUGACGGCAAGACAGACGGGAACGGCUGUUUCUCCAAGAUGGUGAAUAUUGAGGAGCUCCACCUGUUGUUGCUCGGUUUUUCGAUGGACAUCGCCGUCGAAGGCAAAAUCACAGAGGAAGGGACAGGAGUGGAGGCGAAUGCCACAGAAUACGUUGGGAUCACGUCCAUGUUGAGCAAAAUUAUCUUUGAAAACACAGACUAUUACUAUAAACCCGGCAUUCCCUACAUCGUGAAGGUGAAGCUGGUAGACGGCAACGAUGUGCCGAUCCGCAAUGAAACAGUGCAGAUUUUUAUAUUGUCAACAGCCCAGCUGCUCAAUCAGCUGACGGAUACUGAGGGGAGAGCUCAAUUUUCCAUAAAAACCACUGAUCCCACACUUGGAAUAUUGAAUCUUAAGAAGCCAAAGGGGACUUCGUUUUAAGUCUCUUGGUUGAUGUCGACAGUGCUCCCAAGAUCUCCUUGCUGAUCUACACCAUUUUGUCCAGUGGAGAACUCGUUGCUGACUCGAGAGACUUCACCGUAGAAAAGUGCUUCUCCAACAAGGCCAAACUGUGGUUCUCUGAUCAAGAAGGUCUCCCCGGACAGAAAGCCCAACUCCAUCUUUCAGCUUUCCCUGGUUCCCUCUGUGCCAUCCAUGCCGUUGACCAGAGUGUCUUUCUCUUGAAACCUGAAGCUGAGCUCUCCCCUGAGAAGGUUUACAGCUUCCUUCCCAAAAAAGAUCUCAUCUUCUCUUCUUCCGUCUUUUUUGAUGAAAUCAAUUUUCAUUCCUGUCGUACACAACAACAAUUCAGAGCUGGAAACAUUGGCGCCUUCGGAGUGCAAUUUUUCCCUGGAGAUAGGGAUUCUUACACCAUAUUCAGGGACUUCGGCUUGAACAUUUUUACCAACACCAGGAUACGUGUCCCGGAAUACUGCCCUGACCAUGAGGUGUCACCGCCAAUCAGCUCUGGCAUCGGACACAUACCUGGAGUUGCUCAAGGUUUCUUUAACCCAGGAAGUGCCUCUGUGCCAUUCCAUGGAGGUGGUAUUGUUGGUGGUGUUCUUUCAGGGCUUCCCAUUCCCACUCAGGUUCAGGCUGCCCCUAAAAGGACACCUCGGCGCUUCUUUCCUGAAACGUGGAUAUGGGACCUGGUUAUUAUAAAUGGUUCUCAAGGAAAUAGCCAUUUUCAAGUCCAUAGUUCUAGUAGAAAGAGUGAUGUAUCUGAAGAAUCCGAAGAGAUUGCUGUUCCUGUGACCAUCCCGGACACCAUCACCGAAUGGAAAGCUGGAGCUUUCUGUCUUUCAGCAGACGUAGGCUUUGGCCUGGCCCAGCCCACUUCUCUAAAGGCCUUCCAGCCGUUCUUCAUUGAACUCACCUUGCCGUACUCUGUGGUGCGAGGAGAAGCCUUCCCACUCAAAGCUACCGUCUUCUCCUACCUGACUUACUGCAUCCGGGUCAAAAUAUCUCUGACUCCUUCUGAUGACUUUGAGGCAUUUCCGAUGGAGAAGAUGGAGGAUUCCUAUUGUAUCUGUGCAAACGGAAGACAAACGGUGUCAUGGUUGAUGACCCCUAAAAUUCUAGGGGAGAUACACCUCAAAGCAAGUGCAGAGGCCGUGACCUCAGAUCAGCUCUGUGGAAAUGAAGUAGUGGAGGUGCCCAACGUUGGAACCAAAGACACCGUGAUCAAGUCAUUAUUAGUUGAGCCUGAGGGAAUCGAGAAAGAAGUGGUGUUCAACUCUCUUCUCUGUGCACCAGGAGAACCCGAGUCCAAAUCUUUUCCUCUGACGUUACCGGAGAAUGUUGUAGAAGGCUCAGCCAAGGCCUCCUUUUGUGUGCUGGGAGACAUUUUAGGAGGAGCGAUAAAGAAUCUCAAUCAGCUUCUCAAGAUGCCCUACGGCUGUGGGGAGCAGAACAUGGCCCUCUUUGCCCCCAAUAUCUACAUCCUGAAAUAUCUCAAUAACACUGGACAACUGACGGAGGAGAUCAAAGCCCAGGCCAUCGGAUAUAUACAGACUGGUGAGAAGCAUCCCACGGGAAUUCUCCUCUCAUUCUUUCCCUACUGCAGUUGGGAACUUUCAAAGGCUCAAUUGAUAGAUCAGUCACUGGUAUUGACAGUCUCAAUCAUUAGUAAUAUAGAGAACCAGUUUGGUGUACGCUGACCUGGAAACCAGGAGAUUGUGAGUUCUAGUACUUCCUGAGCACAAAAAAAUGACUGA